GAGUCACAUGAUUCCAUGUGCGUUUCAUAAGGCCAGAGAGCCAGCUAAGACUUUAACUGAAUGCGCUGCUCUCCUUUACAUCAUUUUGUCACAAUGCAUCGCUCGGGACAGUGACAUCCACGGCGUCUCGUUCUAGAAUUGUCAAAGGAAUUGGUUUGGAACUGGCGCGAUGUUUUUCUCGUUGGGAUCGGUGACAGCUCUAGCGGCUGGCAUUUUAGCCCUACACGUUGUACAGAAACGGUGUUUCCCUUACUUUUGGAAGGAUCUUUUUUAUUUAGUGAAAGUCAUCCGGUACGGCGCACGUCUGGAGAUAUUCAAAAUUACUUCAAAAGUUGUCACUAUCAUUGACAGAUUCGUGCAACAGGCAGAGCGAAUUCCCACAAAACCUUUCCUUAUAUAUGAGGGAAUAACGUACACCUAUCAAGACAUUAACGAGCGGAGCAACAAAUUGGCGAAUGUCUUCCUCGAGCAGGGCACGUUGAAGAAAGGGGACUCCGUUGCGCUUCUGAUGAACAAUGAGCCCGACUUCAUCUGUGUUUGGUUCGGAUUGAUCAAACUCGGAUGUGCAGUGGCCUUUCUAAACACAAACAUUAAGUCCAGAUCGUUGCUACAUUGUUUCAACUGCUGUGGGGCCAAGACUCUUGUUGUUGGUGCAGACCUGUUGGACUCCUUGGAGGACAUCUUGCCCAGCUUCCUGGAGGACAACAUCUCGGUGUGGGCCAUGAAGAACGAGAGGAGCCACACGGAGGUCCAGACACUGCUAGAUAAGAUGGACAAGGCGUCGGACAAGCCCACCCCGCCUGCCCUGAGGGCUGCCACCUCCCUCAAGGCCGCCACCCUCUACAUCUUCACCUCAGGAACCACUGGUCUGCCUAAGGCUGCGGUCAUCACACACCUCCAGUCCCUGAAGGCUGCAGCAGGGUUCUGGGCCUACGGUGGGUCGGAAGAUGACGUGGUCUACAUCCCCCUGCCUCUCUACCACAGUGCAGCCUCUCUCAUCGGCGUCGGGGGAACCAUCGAGAUGGGCGCUACCUGUGUCUUGAAGAAGAAGUUCUCAGCCUCACAGUUCUGGAAUGACUGUAGAAAAUACGAUGUGACCAUCUUCCAGUAUAUCGGCGAGCUCUGUCGAUAUCUGUGCAACCAGCCUAAGGCCGAGGGGGAGAAGAAGCACAAGGUGCACAUGGGUGUGGGAAACGGGCUCCGGCAGGACGUGUGGCGGGAGUUCCACCGACGUUUUGGCGAGAUCCGCAUGUGCGAGCUCUACGGCUCCACAGAGGGCAACCUGUGUUUCAUGAACCACAUCGGCAAGAUCGGAGCUGUGGGCCGCUCCAACUUCUUCUACAAGCUCCUCUUCAAGUAUGACCUGGUAAGGUAUGACAUGGUACGAGAUGAGCCGGUCAGGAACAGCCAGGGCUUCUGUCAACACGUUAACAAGGGUGAGACGGGUCUUCUCUUGUCCAAGAUUGGCGCCUCCAGUCCCUUCUUUGGCUACGCGGGGAGCAAACAGCUGACCGAGAAGAAGUUGAUGAGGAACGUGUUCGUGAAGGGAGACGCGUACUUCAACACUGGAGACCUCAUGGCUGAAGAUGCUGAGGACUUUAUCUGUUUCAAGGACCGAGUGGGGGACACUUUCAGGUGGAAGGGUGAAAACGUGGCAACAACAGAAGUGACAGAGGUGCUCGGACUGGUAGACUUUAUCCAAGAGGCCAAUGUCUAUGGGGUGGAGAUUCCAGGAAAUGAGGGAAGAGCCGGAAUGGCCGCCAUCAUCGUGAGGCCUGAAUGUGAGUUUAGCGGGAAGAAGCUAUUUGACCACGUCCUCAAUGAUCUACCAGGCUAUGCUCGUCCUCUCUUCAUAAGGCUUCAGGAAUCAAUGGAGAUGACGGGAACCUUCAAGCAGCAGAAAUUCAAUCUAGUGGAGAGCGGAUUCAACCCUUCAACAAUCUGUGGCCCUCUCUAUUUCCUGGAUUUCUCCGAGAAAAGCUACGUUCCCCUCACGAACACGCUGUACUGCAGCAUUUUGGCUGGCGAGCGGAAGCUAUAGUGGUUAACCGUAGCUAAAACCACCAACCCAUUUGGUUCACUGAGACGGUGGCAGCAUAGUUGUGCCGUUUCGAAGAGGGACCGAGAGUCCGUCAAUUGGGUCUAUUCCUAAUUGUGUAUAAUGUCUGAAAUUGUCUCGUAUGAGUGGUCGGGAUCAACAGAGUGGGUUAAUGAUGAAUAGGGGGA
Oncorhynchus keta (chum salmon) is the source of this 2226-nucleotide messenger RNA. RefSeq names its product solute carrier family 27 member 6 (gene slc27a6). Bases 170 to 2041 code for a protein of 623 amino acids. NCBI's taxonomy places the organism in Eukaryota, Metazoa, Chordata, Actinopteri, Salmoniformes, Salmonidae. The record is from RefSeq and is a predicted model, not a curated record. Gene Ontology annotation, molecular function: long-chain fatty acid transmembrane transporter activity; long-chain fatty acid-CoA ligase activity. The transcript has 10 exons.